Molecule: messenger RNA, 3889 nt
Organism: Bemisia tabaci
Lineage: Eukaryota; Metazoa; Arthropoda; Insecta; Hemiptera; Aleyrodidae
Gene: Kif3C
Product: Kinesin family member 3C
Biological process (GO): microtubule-based movement
Molecular function (GO): microtubule motor activity; ATP binding; microtubule binding
Source: RefSeq, a predicted model, not a curated record
CCAACUCCAAGUCGUGAACCCCCGAGUCUCGCAGUCGUCGCUCCAACUCGCGUGCAGUCGAAAUGAGUGUCUGUUUCUUCACUUUCGCUUUCUUUUUCCUCAAAGCAGUCAAGUUCCUCGUCGGCCUCGUCGUCUGAGCCAACUUCGCGGCUCCGCAACUUCGGCUUUUUAAACUUCAUUUCUCCGAACUUGAACUGCGUGCUUAUACCCGUCCUGUAGCGCACAUCGUCGUGAAAGUCUCGAAUAGUUUAAGUUUCGACCGAUUCCUGUCGCCUUAGUUCACAACCGGUUACGCGUGGUUCCCAAUCUAGAUUCAUAGUUUUGAAAACCGCCUUUUUCGCUUUUUCGGCGGGACUAAGGCGUGGUUUGUACCGGUGAUUUUUAAAUACUUCGAGAUGUUUGGGGUUUUUUGGACAUGCACUGAGAGGAACGAUUACCUAUCAAAAUCUUGUGAAUAAUACGCAUAAUUAUUGAAAAACGCCGAUUGCGAAUUUUCCCCCAAGAUUUUCACUUUGUUAUUGAACUUUGCGUCAGCUGUAAUUUCCGAUGGGAUUUUAGUACAUUUCAGUCAAAAUGAACGAAAAGUUCUUUAUUUUAAAAGUGCAGAAUGGCACUUGAGCCAAAGUGAAGCAUAACGUGAGUAACAAGCGGCUCAAGCGUCCUACCAAUUUUGUGGUGACUCGUACCAUCCAAAAGUGGUACCCUUUGCAUGUCGGUUUAACAGUGAUUUAAGACAACUACGAGGCGAUCUACCGCUUAAUUUCUGGAUUAAUAGAGGUCAUUACAUCAGUCAACCGGAUACUAAUCAAAGAAACCAACAUGGCAGCAGAGAACGUGAAGGUGAUCGUGAGAUGCCGACCAAUGAACAAUCGCGAAAUCUCUCUCAAAUGCAAGAAAGUGGUAGAGAUGGACAGCGAGCGGUGCUGUUGCAGCAUCACGAAUCCAAACGACGCAUCUGCUCCGGCCAAAAUCUUCACUUUUGACGGCGUCUAUGAUUCGCCUGCCACCACAGAGCAGAUCUACAAUGAAGCUGCCUAUCCUCUUGUUGAGGGGGUGUUGGAGGGUUACAACAGCACGGUGUUCGCGUACGGACAGACGGGUUGUGGGAAGAGCUUCUCGAUGCAGGGGGUGGAGGAGCCACCCUCGCAGCGCGGGAUCAUCCCCCGGGCCUUCGAGCACAUCUUCGAAGCCAUCUCUCUCGUCGAGGAUAUCAAGUAUCUCGUCCUCGUCUCGUAUCUUGAGAUCUACAACGAGGAGAUCAGAGACCUCCUCAGCGAGGACAAGAAGAAAAAGCUCGAACUUAAAGAAAACCCGGAGAGAGGCGUCUAUGUCUGCGAUUUGUCGCAUCACGCCGUGCACGACGUGAGCGAGUGUCGGCGGUUGAUGGCGACGGGGCAGCAGAACCGGUCGACGGGGUCGACGCUCAUGAACUCGGACUCGUCCCGAAGUCACUCCAUCUUCACCGUGGCCGUGGAGAUGAUGCCCAUCCGACAGUGUCUCCAAACGAUGAGCAUGAGCCACUGCUCCAUCCGCCGCGGAAAACUCAGCCUCGUAGACCUCGCCGGUAGUGAGAGGCAAGCCAAAACAGGAGCAACUGGAGAUCGACUGAAAGAGGCAACGAAGAUCAAUCUCUCGUUAUCAGCCUUGGGAAACGUAAUUUCAGCUUUGGUCGACGGCAAGGCGAAGCACAUCCCUUACAGAGACUCCAAGUUGACACGACUUUUGCAGGAUUCGCUGGGCGGUAACACGAAAACACUAAUGCUGGCAUGUUUGGCACCAUCCGAUUAUAACUACGAUGAGACCCUCUCGACAUUAAGAUAUGCCAACCGAGCGAAGAACAUUCACAACAAGCCGCACAUCAACGAGGACCCUAAGGACACCAUGCUCAGAGAAUACCAACAGGAGAUACAAAAACUCAGGGCCCUUCUUGAGAACAACGCUCAAGUCUACAAUUCAAUGAAUGGCUCGGAUGCGUUGUCGCAGGAGAGACUGGAGAAGGAGGAGCAGGAGAGGGAGAGAGAGAGGGAGAGGGUUCGCGUCGAGUACGAGACAGAGAUGGAGCGACUCCGUCAACAGUACGAAGCUGAGCUCAAAUCCAAGUGCCAAAUGCAAUCCGACCUCCUCCGACUCAGGGAGCAGUACGACCACCAGCUCAACAAUCUCAACAACCUCAACCAUCAGACUCAAUUAAAUGGAAACACGGACGAUCUAAUAAUGAACAAAGCCCUCAAAAGCAAACCGGAUUUUAACGCCGCUCAACAAGAAAUUUUAAAAAGGCUGGAGAAGUUGCAGGCGAGCAUGGUGGGCGGGGAGCGGGUGCACGACGAAGCGUUGCGGGAGCGUCGGCUCCGGAAGAAACGGGCGGCCGAGCGGCGGCUCACGGCCCUCGCCCAGGUCCUGUCCCGGGUCCCACCCGACGAGGACGAACAGGGGCCCAACCUCGUCCUCGGGGUCUAUGACGACAUCCAACACCAGCUCCAGGCCAAGACUGAGAUCCUCCGUAAAACCAAACACAAGCUGAAAGCUCUAGAGCGAGAAAUAACAGACAUCCAGAGUGAAUUUGAGAAUGAGAGGACCGACUACUUGGAGACUAUACGAAAACAGGAACGCCAAAUUAAGCUACUGUCCCAAAUCUUAGAAAAAGUUGUGCCAACCUUGCGAAAAGAAUGUAAUUACUCCAAUUUGGACAAAAUCAAGCUUCAAGCUGUUUGGAACGAAGAUUAUCAAGAUUGGCGUCUUCCAGAUCUAGUUUAUGAGAGGACCAAAUUCCCACCAGCAGUGACAGGUUUUCAGUCUCGAUCUCUGGAUGGGAUGACAAAUCAACACAAAUGGAGUGCCAACGGUGGGGACAGUGAUAAAUCCAGUCGCAACAGUCAGCUCUCAUCUCCAGAUCGCAACAGCUCGCCAGAGCGUCAUACGAAUGAAAAAGAAGACGAGGAUUUUGUCGGCAAUUAUUUCAAACCGAAACGAGCCGCUGAGUUACUGAGUAGAGCUCACGAAGACUCAACAAAAGCAUUCAUCCACCUGAAUAAGCAAAACCGAAUGAAUGCAUUGAUCAGCAACAGCUUGAAUUUGGGAUCAAACGGAUUCAAAAACAUGUCACUGGCUUUGAAUAAUACGAAUCGGGCGCAUUCUUGGAGCGGCGGAUACGUGUCGCCAUGGACGACCUACGCCAACGGACCCAACUCCCCGGAGCUUCACAUCAAGCGGCCGAUCCGUCUCCAGGCUUUACUCCCUCUUCCUGUCAUGGAUAAACAAGAGCAAAAGAUAUCCAAACCUAGCCUAAACAUGCUUGAUGUCAUUUAAAUCAUCUCGAAAUCAGCUAACCUACCUGCUCGGCGAAUUUCCGCGACCUUGUAUGAUAGACACUGCCGUGCUAAGGAAAAACGCCGUGUCAACAUUCGAAAGUUGCUUCAUUUCCUCUGAUAAACAUGUUGAUUUUUGAGGAGUGUUACGAAUAUUUUCUUUUGAAGUUUUCUGGCAAUAUAGAUUCAUAUUACGUAUAAAAUUCUCUGAAAAAUUCAAAGAAAAAUUUUCACAAAUUCCCCUAAAACUUCAUGCUCAAGUAGGUGUCCAAUCGUGAAAAUUUACCUACUUAAACUGUGAUUAGUUCAGUGAGUGGCGUUUCCCGAUGGAAAUUUAAUAUCAAAGUAAGCUGAGUUAACACAAAUGGGGUAUGGAGGUAAAGCAUACAAUUUUGCCUUCAAUUUUGCCUUCAAUUUUUAAGAUAGGCCAGAAAACCAUCUUCCGGACUGGAAUAGUUAGAAUUCAGGAGUUGUAUUUUCUUUGAUCAGAAAUGUUGUCUUCUCGGUAACAAUGGACCACUAGACAAGGUUCGAAUUUAAGCCUUCUGAUACAUGUUUCUCUACCAAAAUUUUACGUAAGACAC